GUCGAAGCCUCGACCGUGCGUCUUCUAUCACGGAAUUGGCAACUACCACGAAAUGGAAGAGCUGCAAGAUACUCCUAAGAACACCAGCGGUAGAAUGGGGAAAAUGAACGACCACGCGCCGUGCUGCACCACGGUCAAGUACGCCGUCCUGAACACGAUGGACUACAGCUGGACGAGCGACUCGCUGCAGCAGAAAUUCUGCGAUCGCGCCCUCAGAUUGAGCGAAACCAGCGACGCGGAGUCGGGGAUUAUCGAAGACACGGUGGUCGUGACCCACUCGAUGGCUGGACUCGUGAUGUCGAUGGCUCUUGCAACGGGCAAGUGCAGCUUCGGGGAAGGCUCGUCGUGGGUUGCUAUCAGCUCUCCAAUGACGGGGACCAUGGCUGCCGACUACUUUCAGGACUUCUGCAACGACGAGAUCAGUGACUUUGCAACGGAAUUGCUGGACGCCAUUGGCCAAUGUCCGAUGCCAGUUUCUAGACGAUCGCUGAUGUAUGAGAACGGGAAGUACGCGACCAAGAAGUUGAGUGCGGCGUAUGCUGCUGCUCAGGAAGCAUACAGAGGGAAUGUCAGUGCUGCGAUGUGCAGUGACAGCUACGUGGGCCUCUUUUCCGUGUACCGGCCGAUCAUGACCGCGACCGGGAAGAUUGUUCCACACAAGUCUUCAGAAAACGACGGCUUGGUGGAGUAUCAGAGCUGCGCGAGGGGGAUUAAGACUAAAGGUUUCGGCAAUACUUACAAGGAUACGUUCUAUGCAGCGAAGUUGAACCAUGCCGACACGGUGUUCUUGAUCGGCGACGGACUGUUUGGGGAUUCGAGGAAGCCGGUGAAGUGGACUCGAAGCAAAACUUGUAUUGUGGAAACCGAUUAAAUUGCCCGAGCGGAUUAGCUGAUAAAGCAGCGUUCAUGAGAGAUUUGUCUGGUACUAAAUCGGGAAUCCUUAUGAUUUCAUAUGGCAUUGGUAAGGGUAUAAAUCGGUGUAAGGUUAAUAAAAUGGGGGUUGCCUCAUUACCCGCCAGAAAUACGACGAGCGACCACUUACCGCCACGAGCUGAGUGAUUCGCGUACCGGUACCUACUAACGAGAAAUAGCAUCGCGUGUAUUAAAUACGCUUCUGUGAGCUUCGAUGUGUACUGCUAUCUAUUUAUCAAGUUCUGAAGUCAUGUAUUUGCGCUGUCAUUUCUCGUCAGCAUUAGCGUUUGUCGGUUUUACUUUAAAUCGGCCGCCGAAUGCCGUGUGGGUGUCGGACAUUCGGGCUGAUUAGCAUGCAAAUCAGCCUUCCCGGGCUUUGUAAGCCGUGGAGCGGCUAAAUCAGCUUGCCACAUGGCGUUGUAGGCACAACUGACCUCUCUGUCAAAUCAGAGUACAAAUCUUAGUCUGUCGAUCUAAUUAGGAGGUCGGAUUUAGCAAAUCAGACCCGAUUAAGCUUAAUCAUCUGCUUAAUCAACCGAUUUAUAUCCCAAUUAGACAAUCUAAUCGGUUUCCACAAUAUAUUGAUUACGGCCAGAAAAUAGGGAAGCAAGUGCAAGAAUAAGAAGAAAACAUCAUGCCAAUAUCCAGAAUGAAAGUGUAUAUAAUAAUACAUGCAACGCCUACGAGCUGAACCGCGUGUGCUAUGUACUGCUUAUCCCAUGAAAACAACGAGUGCGAAAUAAAAAAUCGGAUUUUUUAUGAAGCAAACAUAUUCGUGAAGUAAUAUAUUAUGUUUUGUUCCUACACUUACAGAUACUGUAGCGAAGCAGUAUUAUACAGUGCGUGCUAUCCCUUCCACGAGCAAUCGAAAAUAUGCGGAGUUCCAGCCACAGUAGUCGACAGUAAUCAUCGAUCGAUUGAACACUCAGGAGUGUACGGUCACGAGUGUCAAACUGCGAUUCAUGGCAAGUUGACGAUAAGCGUUGUCGGCCAGCGCCUUAAAGUGUGGUGAUCUGAAAAGUGGUACAGUAUGUCACCGAAACCGAAACUGAGAAUGCGUUGGCUGAUUGAAAACAGGAGAGGCAAAGCGCAGUGAUCACCACAUGCCGCUCAAGACCAAGUGCCAAAACCAUAACAAUAGUGGCUUGUUCAACAAGUGCGUAAACGCCAUACAUCGGGACUAAAGAAGCGCCCAGAUGUAAAGUCCACCUCGUAUGGUCGUCAAAGCACAUCCUCAAGACGACGCUGCACAAACCAACACCACAAUCUCACUUUUGCUUUUCCAGCCCGACGAAAGGAAGGAAGCUCCUCGGUCCAGACAUGAAGGGCGUAUUUGUUGUCGGGGCUCUUGCUUUGGUUUCGCUGCUGGGCGUCACGGCCGACCAAAACCAAGCUUCAACUUCGCUACCUUCUGUCAGAAUCCGCACUUCGGCCAAGCGCAAGUCUACGGCCACCCACGGACAGUCCGAGUUCGACACGUUCGCCCUCCCAGUGCUGUCGAGCGACAAGUCCACCGUGCUGUACGAUGGCUACACCACGUUCGUCGAGAAUGGCGUGGAGUUUACCUACUCGCUCAUCAACGGCGCGUGGUAUUUGGAGACGAAAGGCUCCGGUGCUACCGGAGAGCAGUCGGCCCGGUGUCUGUCGUCAGGCCCCGUACCAGUCAACGCUCUCAUGCAGUCGGUGAACGACGCGACUCCGAUCUCGAGUGCGUCAAUUGGUGACGACAACAUCAAGUGUACCGACGGCAAGCAGCUCCAGACUUCGUUCGAUGGCACAGACUACGCUCUUUGUGUGUCGGGGACGUCCGGUUUUACCGCUUACAGCAGCGACUUGAAGGUUGAAGUGGAGUAUUUGAACACCCCCGUGAAGGUGCCCUCGCCGACUUUGAGUGACACGGCGAAGUCUUGCCCUAAAGUGGAGAAGCCGGUCCCCGUGGCAUCGACAGCUCCCAAGACAAGAAGUUUGGAGCAAGCGUCGCACAUGGCGAUGGCUGCGUCGACGUGUGGAUGCAAGUCGAAGCCCCGGCCGUGUAUUUUAUUCCACGGCUUGGGCAACAAACGUGAGGAACCGCUGCUGCAGGACACGCCCAAGCUGGUGUCGGGGAAGCUCGGCAGCAUUAGCGGUCACGCUCCUUGCUGCUCGUCCAUCAAGUACGCCGUGCUGAAUACUGACGCCUUUGGCUGGACGAACGAUGCGCUGCAGCAGAAGUACUGCUCGCACUCGCUUUCUAUGAGUAAAACCAGCAACGUGAGCUCCAAGACGAUCGACGACACGAUCAUUGUGACGCAUUCAAUGGCUGGACUGGUCAUGGCUGGCGCGCUUUCAACGGGAAAAUGCAAGUUCGGAGCUGGGACCUCGUGGGUGGCGCUGAGUCCUCCGAUGAAGGGCAGUAUGGCUUCGGACUACCUUCAGAACUUUUGCACCGGAAAGUUUACUGGGAUCGCGAGUAAAUUACUGGAACUUCUUGGAGAAUGCCCGACGUCCAAGUCUCGUCUUACGACCUUCUACCAGAACGACAAGCUGAGUCCACCGGCGUUGAACGCGGCGUACGCUGCGGCCCAGAAAGCAUACGCCGGCAACGUCAGUGCCGCAAUGUGCAGUGACGACUACGCCGGACUGUACUCCGAGUACCAGGCUGUGAGUAUUCUAGCAGGAAAGCUGAUCCCGCACAAGUCGUCCAAGAAUGACGGACUCGUCGAGUUCCAGAGCUGCCAGGUCGGCCUCGAUGCAGCCAAGUUUGGCUCCACCUACACGAGCAAGUUCUACAAGCCCACACUGAACCAUGCAGACACGGCGUUCCUGAAUGGCGAUGGACACUUCGGAGACGCCCGGAAGCCCGUCAAAUGGUUUGAAUGUCUGCUGUAAACUGGCUGAAGUGGCGACAGCACAUCGGGAAGCCCCUGGAGUGAAUGAUACAAGCAGGAAACUUACCAAUAGACGAAAUUUGUGUCCAUACUUUUAUUUCCCAUUUCCAAUACAUACAUCUCCUGCAUUUGUGAUAAGGUCAUGCUCUUUUGGUAGGGGGUUGUGAUACGAAUCUAUCACAGUUGCCGUGAAUGACCUGUUGAUCCGUGACACUUUGACUCGGCUUGAGUAUGGUGCGAUAUAAAUGAGGUAGAUUUACGGCAACUCGAAAAUGGCGAUAAACCAAAAGACCACGCACGACGAGAACGAUGAUGCAGACGGCGUGAGCUCCGUGAACGGGGCCUUUGUGGCGGCCAUCAAGACAUCGUCGGCGAGGCGAGGGCGGCGACGUGCACCAAGAGCGGCGCCGCACCAACGGUGCGGGUAGUGGCUGCAGCUGCCUGCCAAUUCCUCUGCACUGCUCAUAUCGGACGACCCCAUCACGCUGUCGGUCG
This is a messenger RNA of Phytophthora sojae, 4274 nucleotides long. RefSeq lists its product as hypothetical. The record is from RefSeq and is a predicted model, not a curated record. Bases 2233 to 3780 code for a protein of 515 amino acids. The transcript has a single exon. Lineage: Eukaryota; Oomycota; Peronosporomycetes; Peronosporales; Peronosporaceae.